Salarias fasciatus (jewelled blenny) is the source of this 5259-nucleotide messenger RNA. RefSeq names its product thrombospondin, type I, domain containing 7Aa (gene thsd7aa). The record is from RefSeq and is a predicted model, not a curated record. Gene Ontology annotation, biological process: actin cytoskeleton organization. Lineage: Eukaryota; Metazoa; Chordata; Actinopteri; Blenniiformes; Blenniidae. Gene Ontology annotation, cellular component: plasma membrane. The coding region runs from base 1 to 5229 and encodes 1742 amino acids. The transcript is spliced from 28 exons.
AUGGGGCUGGCCGGCAGAGCCGCCGUGGGGUCGCCGCUCCCCUCUCUGUGGAGGCUAGCGCUGCUCUUUUCCUCCGUCUGGGGACUGGAUGCACAAACGGCGGGGGAAUCUAAACCUCUCUACAUAUGGCAAACAGGUCCGUGGGGCCGCUGCAUGGGGAGCGAGUGCGGCCCCGGAGGCAGCCAGAGCCGGGCGGUGUGGUGCGCCCACUCCGAGGGUUGGACCACCCUCCACACCAACUGCGAGCAGGCGGGGCGGCCCGACAACCAGCAGAGCUGCUUCCGAGUGUGCGACUGGCACAAGGAGCUGUACGACUGGCAGCUGGGCGCCUGGAACCAGUGCGUUCCCGUGGCCAUGCGCAACGCCGGCGCGCAGCGGCCCGCCGUCUGCACCCGGGGGGAGGAGGGCAUCCAGACCCGCGAGGUGGGCUGCGUUCAGAAGGCCGACGGCGAGCCGGCCGAGGACGCCAUCUGCGAGUACUUCGAGCCCAAGCCCCGCCUGGAGCAGGCCUGCCUGAUCCCGUGCCCGCAGGACUGCGUGGUGUCCGAGUUCAGCCCCUGGACGCCCUGCUCCAAAACAUGCGGGAUCGGCCUGCAGAACCGGAUCCGCUUCGUCCUGGCGCCGCCGCUGUUCGGCGGAGCGGCCUGCCCCAACCUGACUGAGUUUCAGACGUGCCAGCCCGGGGUGUGCGACGGCGAGGAGAGCCUGUACAGCCUCAGGGUCGGACCCUGGGGCCUCUGCUCUGUCCCGCUACCGCGACAAACCAGACAAGCCGACCGAGCAGCUCGAGAGGGCGACAGGCGGUCCAGGGACGGCGUCAAACCGCCGAGAGAGGCUGACAAACAGCCGAAAGACGGCGAAAAACCAAGCAGGGACAACAAACAGCCAAAAGGAGGAGACAAACAGUCCAGAGAGGACAACAAACAGCUCAAGGAAGGAGACAAGCCGCCCAGGAAUAAAGACAAGCCCAACAACAGGAAGCUGGGCCGAGCGAACAGGAAGCAGGCGGACAGGCCCUCCAGACAGGCAGACCGGCCCAAACGGCAGAAAAAGGCUAAGAACAAGGAGAAGAGAGAGAAGAUGAGAGAGAAAGCGAGGGAGAGGUUAAGAGAGCGAGGAAAGGUCAAGGACCCCGAGACCAGAGAGCUCAUCAAGAAGAAGAGGAACAGGAACCGCCAGAACCGGCCCGGAGGAAAGUUCUGGGACAUCCAGGUCGGAUACCAGACGAGGGAAGUCAGCUGUGUGCACAAGAGCGGGAACGCCGAAGCUCUCAGCCUGUGCUCUCAGGAAACUCUGCCGGUGACCUUCCAGGCCUGCGUCAUGUCCAAAGACUGCGACGUGACGGAGUGGUCCGAGUGGUCCUCAUGCUCCAAGGAGUGCUACGACCCCAACGGGCCCAAAGGGGAGCGCACCCGCACCAGGAAAGUCAGCCAGUUCCCCAUCGGCGGGGGCGCCGACUGUCCGGAGCUGGAGGAGAGAGAGUCCUGCAGCCCCCAGGGAGACGCAGUGCCGCCCUGCAUCCUGUACAGCUGGAAAACCACAGAGUGGACCGAGUGCAGGGUGGACGUGCUGCUGAGCCAGCAGGACCGUCGGCGCGGCAACCAGACGGGUCUGUGUGGAGGCGGGACUCAGACCCGCGAGGUGUACUGCGUGCAGGCCAGUACUGAGACGCCGGCCAGCCUGGGCUCAUUAAGGAGCAAAGAAGCGUCCCGCCCGGUGGACAGCGACCUGUGUCUGGGGAUUCCCCCCAACACCACCCAGCUCUGCCACAUCAGCUGCCCCGUGGAGUGCCAGGUGUCUUCCUGGAGCGCCUGGGGACCCUGCACCUACGAGAACUGCCAAGACCAGGCGGCCAAGAAAGGCUUCAAACUGAGGAAAAGGAGGAUCGUCAACGAGCCGACCGGCGGGACCGGGAACUGCCCCCACCUGGUGGAGGCCAUACCCUGCGAGGACCCCUCCUGCUUCGACUGGCUGGUGGUCCGGCUGGAGGAGUGCGUCCCUGACAACGAGAAGGAGUGCGGACCAGGAACCCAGAACCCCCAGGUCCAGUGCGUCAACAGUGACGGCGAAUACGUGGAGAGGCAGCUCUGCCGGGACGCCAUCCUGCCCAUGCCCGCCAUCUGCGAGGUGCCCUGCCCCAAAGACUGCGCCCUGAGCCCCUGGACGCCCUGGACCCUCUGCUCCCACACCUGCUCCGGGAAGAACACCGAGGGCCGGCAGACCCGGGCCCGGUCCAUCCUGGCCUACAACGCCGGGGAAGGUGGAAUCCAGUGUCCCAACAUCAGCGCUCUGCAGGAGGUGAGGAGCUGCAACGACCACCCCUGCACCGUGUACCACUGGCAGACCGGCGCGUGGGGGCAGUGCAUCGAGGACUCCUCCAUCCCGUCCGGCAACACGUCCGCCGGCCGAGCGCGCGGAGACGACGCCUCGUGCUCGGUGGGGAUGCAGACCCGCAAAGUCAUCUGCGUCCGCGUCAACGUGGGCCAGGUUCCUCCCAAAAAAUGUCCGGAGAGCCUCCGCCCGGACACCGUCCGGCCCUGCCUGCUGCCGUGCAAGAGAGACUGCAUCGUGACGCCGUACAGCGACUGGAGCGCCUGUCCGUCCACCUGCCAGCCAGGUGGAAAUAAUAAGAAGAAGCAGUACAGGAAGCGUACCGUCAUUCAGUUCCCCGCCAACGGGGGCCAGGACUGUCCCGAGGUCUUGAACCAGGAGCGAGAGUGUGAGGCUCCGUCUGUCUGUAAAGGCUUCAGGUGGAAAACUCACAAGUGGCGGCGGUGUCAGCUGGUCCCGUGGUCGGUCCGGCAGGACAGUCCAGGAGCUCAGGAGACCUGCGGUCCAGGGCUUCAGGUUCGAGCGGUGUCGUGCCGGAAGCAGGACGGCGGCCAGGCGGACGUGGAGGCGUGUCUGAGGUUCGCCAGCCCCAUGCCGCCGCUCACCCAGCCCUGCCAGCUGCCCUGCCAGGAGGACUGCCAGCUCAGCGCCUGGUCCAAGUUCUCCUCCUGCUCGGCCGACUGCGUGGGAGUCCGCACCCGCAAGAGGAUGCUCGUGGGGAAGAGUAAGAAGCGUGACCAGUGUAAGAACACCCAGGUGUACCCGCUGAGCGAGACCCAGUACUGUCCGUGCAACAAGUACAACGCCCAGCCGGUCGGCAACUGGUCGGACUGCGUCCUGCCCGAGGGCGGCCGCCUGGAGGGCCAGCUGGGCAUGAAGGUGCAGGGCGACGUCAAGGAGUGCGGACAGGGCUACCGCUACCAGGCCAUGGUGUGCUACAACCAGGACAACCGCAUCGUGGAGACGUCGCGCUGCAACAGCCACGGGUACAUCGAGGAGGCCUGCAUCAUCCCCUGUCCGUCCGACUGCAAGCUCAGCGAGUGGUCCAACUGGUCCCGGUGCAGCAAGUCAUGCGGCAGUGGGGUCAAAGUUCGCUCCAAGUGGCUCAGGGAAAAGCCCUACAACGGAGGGCGGCCGUGUCCGAAGCUGGACCACGUCAACCAGGCUCAGGUGUACGAGGUGGUGCCCUGCCUCAGUGACUGUGGACAGUAUGUGUGGGUGGCCGAGCCCUGGAGUGUGUGGAAGGUCAGCAACGUGGACCUGAAGGACAACUGCGGCGAAGGCGUCCAGACCAGGAAGGUCAGGUGUAUGCUGAACACCAUCGACGGGCCGUCGGAGCAGGUGGAGGACUACCUGUGUGAUCCGGAGGAGAUGCCUCUGGGGGCCCGGAACAGCCGGCUGCCUUGUCCGGAGGACUGUGUGUUAUCAGACUGGGGCCCCUGGAGCCCCUGUCCUCUGCCCUGCAGUGAGAACGGGACGAGGGAGAGGACGGCCUACCCCCUCCGCCAGCCCGGGGAGGACAAGGAGUGUCCUCCAACCAAAGAAGCACAACCCUGCAAACUCAACAGCAACUGCUUCCACUACUCCUACAACAUCACAGACUGGAGUACCUGCCAGCUCAGCGACCGCGCAGUGUGUGGGAACGGAAUCAAAACCCGCAUGCUGGACUGCGUGCGGAGCGACGGCAAAUCUGUCGACCUGAAGUUCUGCAAGGAGCUGGGUCUGGAGAGGAAGUGGCAGAUGAACGCUUCCUGUGUGGUGGAGUGUCCUGUCAACUGCCAGCUGUCUGACUGGUCGGCGUGGUCCGAGUGCACACACACCUGUGGACUGGCAGGCAAGCUGUGGCGGCGGCGGACGGUGGUCCAGGCUCCGCAGGGCGACGGCCGGCCCUGCCCGGCCCAGAUGGAGCAGUGGAAGCCCUGCCUGGUGAAGCCCUGCUACCGCUGGAGAUACAGCGCCUGGUCCGAGUGCAAGUCCGAGGGCGCCCGGUGCGGCGAGGGCCUGCGCUUCAGGAACGUGUCCUGCUUCGUGUCGGACGGCUCGGGUCAGCAGGACAGCAGUCUGGUGGACGACGAGCUGUGUGGAGACCAGGAGCCGUCGGUGGACGGAGACGCUCGCGUGGUCCUGCAGGAGUCCUGCACCGUCCCCUGUCCCGGCGAGUGCUACUUGACGGACUGGACUGUUUGGAGUCCGUGCCAGCUGAGCUGCCUGAACGGGGACGACCUGGGUUUCGGCUCGGUCCAGGUCCGAUCCAGAGCCGUGGUAGCCCAGGAUCCAGAGAACCUGCUGCAGUGCCCCGAACAGGAGCUGGAGGCUCGGCCAUGUACAGACGGUCAGUGUUUCGAGUACAAAUGGAGGACAGGACCAUGGAGGGGGUCUUCUCGCCAAGUGUGGUGUGAACGAUCAGACGGACUCAACGUCACGGGUGGAUGUCUGGCGACGGCUCAGCCCAUGGCGGACCGGUCCUGCGACCCGGCGUGCACCAAGCCUCGCUCCCUGUGCACGGAGGCGGGCGUGUGCGGCUGCGAAGAGGGCUACACCGAGGUGAUGACGUCCGACGGCGUGCUGGACCAGUGCACCGUCAUCCCCGUGCUGGAGAUCCCCACCGCCGGCGACAACAAGGCCGACGUCAAGACCAUCCGGGCCUUCAACCCCACCCAGCCCGCCGCCAGCGCCCCGGGCCGCGCCGGACGCACAUGGUUCCUGCAGCCCUUCGGCCCGGACGGGAAGCUGAAGACCUGGGUGUACGGCGUGGCCGCGGGAGCCUUCGUGCUGCUCAUCUUCAUCAUCUCCAUGACCUACCUAGCAUGCAAAAAGCCAAAGAAGCCCCAGAGACGGCAGAUGAACAACAGACUGAAGCCGCUGACUCUGGCCUACGACGGGGACGCUGACAUGUAGACGCCCUCUCAACUCCAGACUUUGCUCAUC